CUCGAUCAGAUCAGAAAGGCCUGCUGUGCUCAUCACUUGCUUGGAGUGUGAGUCAGCUGUAUCUGUGUAUUGAUUGAUUGUGGUGUGUGUGUGUGUCCCUGUGUGUGUGUGCGUGUGAGCGCGUGCUCUAUAUAGCACAGGAGACGUAGGGAAUUGCAGUCCUGCGGAGAAGCCAACGCGCCAGAAGAGCAGGCCGGAUAUUUUGCCCCGAGUGAGAGCGAGGCAGAGUCACAGCGCUCCAGAGAGAGAGGGAGAGAGAGACAGCUGCAUCUCUUUCAGUCUGUAGAGGUACAGUUCAGUCCAACCAUGGCCAGAAACCUUCUCAAAAACCCUUGUGGGGAAGAGCAGAUAGACUGCUGGGAACUGACGGAGAACGGCGGCAGCGAGUGGCGCGUGGAGGAGCUGCCAGGGGACUGCGGCCACGCCUUCUGCGACGAGGCCGUGACGAAAUACUUUGCCACCUCCUUCGAGCUGUGUCUGAAGAAACAGGUGGUGGACCUGUUGGCAGAGGGCUAUUCACCAGAUGAGCUGGACGCACAGCCAGCUGUUACUGUGGAAGACUGGUACUCAGGGCGCUCAGACUGUGGCUGCACCUACCAGCUGAGUGUGGCUCUCCUGGAUGAAAAUCAAGAGGUCCUCCAGGAGUUUAAGCCUGAUAAUGUGACCCUUGACCCUGACUGUGAUGACUGCUCUUGGAGACAGGUGACCCACACGUUCUCAGACUACGGACCAGGUCUGCGAUUCAUUUCCUUCGAGCAUGGGGGCCAGGACACCAAGUACUGGGAUGGCUGGUUUGGAGUGCGGGUGACCGGUAGCUCGAUAACCAUACAGGCCUGAGUAGGGAGGGACCAAAUCCUGCCUCUGGCAGCAUGUCACGAUGCACCCUUCCUACCUGACGUCACAGAGGUUGUAUAUGCACUGCUCUAACCCCGCUGUAGCUUUAGGGAGAGAGGCUUGUAACCAGAAGGAUGCUGGUUUGAAUCCCAUGGGGGCCACUGCUGCUAUAACCUUUAGCAAAUUACAUAAUGUGAGUUGCUUCGGUAACAAUGCCAGGCUGAAUAAAUGGACUGAGUGCAAAAUGUAUAUAUAUGCAAGUUACAGUGGAAAGGGUGCUAAGUAAUGAAUAAUUUUGCUAGCCAGUUCUAUUCUCUCAUUAGUGAACUUGGCAGUACAUGGCCUCUGCUUCAGUGUAUCUGUACACUUACCCCUACCUCUACACAGUACCCACGAUAUAACAAAUCAGCUUUGAUGUCAUAAUACCUAAAUACUAAAAACUUAAGUGUGUAUAUAAUGAAAUAGAAACACAUUAGGUUUUUAAAAUACACCUUAUGUAUGCAUUCUCAAGAUAUGAGAGACUUAAACUUGGCUGGACUUGAGUGGUUCCUGUCAGUUAUGGGUUCAGGAUGAAUUGAACAAUAAACCACAACUAAACCACCAAUCUGCUACUUUUUCACGUGAAUUCUUACAGUAUAUCAGUUAUGAAAACACCAUCCGUGAUCAAGCAGAUAAAAGGUUUGGCAGAAAUUAUGUCUAAAUUAGAUGGAAUAAUGUCCUGUAACGAUGUGGUUAUGGUAAGAUCAGUUCGGUUUCAUUUACAUUACAUCUGUGACAGCUGUUUAUAUUAAAAUACAA
Molecule: messenger RNA, 1632 nt
Organism: Megalops cyprinoides (Indo-Pacific tarpon)
Lineage: Eukaryota; Metazoa; Chordata; Actinopteri; Elopiformes; Megalopidae
Gene: fbxo2
Product: F-box protein 2
Exons: 6
Coding region: 307-837 (176 amino acids)
Biological process (GO): SCF-dependent proteasomal ubiquitin-dependent protein catabolic process; glycoprotein catabolic process
Cellular component (GO): SCF ubiquitin ligase complex; cytoplasm
Molecular function (GO): ubiquitin protein ligase activity
Source: RefSeq, a predicted model, not a curated record